AUGUCGGACAUUAAUGAGUCCCAGCGAAGACGUCAGCCCUUGGGAGAUGUGUCGAGCCGGAUGAACCACUCCAAGUCGCCAAAUGUCGAGACACCGCGCCUGAGAAUCGAGGAAUCUGAGCAACUGAAGAGUCCUGACCGGAUGUCGCUUUGUAUGACUCCAACCCCGCAACGAAACAAGGAAAACGAGCGCCUCUCCGUGGCCACCGAUGUCCAGUCCAACUCGGCCCGAAACUCCAUCAUGUCUGCAGCAUCCAUCCUGUCAACCAAAGGGAAGAGAAAAACACAUGUGGGACCCUGGCAGCUGGGACGAACACUGGGGAAAGGGGCCACUGGACGGGUUCGACUGGCUAAGCAUGCUGUCACCGGACACACGGCGGCGAUCAAGAUUGUGUCAAAAAAAUCAGCUGCGAUGGUUCAGAGUGAGAGUAUCGCGGCAAUGGACCGAAACAUGGGGAACUUCCCUACCAACCCAGCCACCCGACAAAUGCCUUGUGGUAUUGAACGUGAAGUGGUCAUCAUGAAGUUGAUUGAGCAUCCGAAUGUAAUCAGUCUCUAUGAUGUUUGGGAAAACCGUGGAGAAUUGUAUCUUGUUCUUGAACACGUUGAGGGUGGAGAGUUGUUCGAUUAUGUAUCUAAGAAUGGACCACUACCGGAAGAAGAGGCCGUGCGACUGUUCCGACAGAUCAUUGCGGCCCUUGGGUAUUGUCAUCGUUUCAAUAUCUGCCACCGCGAUUUGAAGCCCGAAAACAUCUUGCUUGAUUCAAACCAUAAUAUCAAGCUUGCUGAUUUUGGUAUGGCCGCGCUGCAACCUGCAGGCCACUGGUUGAACACUUCCUGCGGUAGCCCUCACUACGCAGCACCGGAGAUCAUAUAUGGUCGAAAAUAUCGUGGUGACAGAGCUGAUAUGUGGAGCUGUGGUAUUAUUCUCUAUGCCCUUUUGACUGGUUACUUGCCUUUUGAUGGAGGAGAUUUGGGAAAUACCCUGCGGCUUGUGAAGAAAGGAGACUACAGCAUACCUUCCGAGUUGAGCGAUGAAGCAGCCGAUCUCAUCCAGCGUAUCCUCCAAAAGCGCCCAGAGGAUCGGAUAUCCAUGAAAAACAUUUGGUUGCAUCCAUUGUUAACCAAAUAUGAAAAGCUUCACAAUGCCAUGGUCGACCACUACGUCGGUCCUCCUCCCGCCCUGUCGACGAAGGACUGCGGCCAAACCUUGUCCUGUCAACAGGACAUCGACCUGGAUAUCCUCCGCAAUUUGCAGACCUUGUGGCAUGAUGUUAAGGCCGAGGACUUGAUUCAACGGCUUCUAUGCAUCGAACCGACUCACGAGCGAAUGUUCUACAACGCUUUGGCAAAAUUUCGCGAUGAGCAGCUAGAGAACUACCAAGGACAGCCUCUAGAGUACUCGGCUAGUGACUAUCACCACAUCUCCCGCACCAGUGGUAAAGUCCGUCGAGGCCGCAGCCAGACAGGCCAGGGUAGUUCCAAGCGCCGCGCUCAAUGCCCAUCUAUUAAAGAGUUCCCUCGUCGUCUCAGCUCCUUCAAGGAGCCGAGGUCCUUCAGUACUAUGGAGACCUAUGACCCAUACCGGUCACCCAAGCACGGCAGCACAGCAUCGGAAGCCCAGUCCCAUAUUACUGUCCACCAAGAGUCAUCAGAGCAAUCGGAAGCUAUGCUAUCGUCGCCAAGGGUGAAGCCUCCCCCUUCAAUUAUGGAAGAGGAAGAGCCAGAGGAAUUGGAUGGACCGGAUGGCUCACCAUUCACUGUUGUCCAGAAGCGGAAGCACGGGCCCAGCUCUCUGAAGUCUUUCGUCUCUUCCAAGGUCCCUCAUUCCAGCUCCCGCACUCCAGGAGUGCCGGCACAUUCCAUGAGCUAUCGUCGCAACGUUUCCUUCCAUCACGCUCGCAACCGCUCUCAUGGAUCUACAAUUGGAAAAUCCAAGAAGAGAAAGAUGAAUCAGAAAAAUGAGAUCAAGCGGUCCCCGAGCACCUGCAGCUUGCAGCUUAUGGCAGAUGGCCUCGACCUCCCGGGCAUGCCAAGUAGCCCACCCCUACCAGCACAGCCAACCGUGGUCCGAGCGAAUGCUCCAAAGGUGAAGAGCAUGGGCCAAGCCAGAAAAGUCCGCGAUUCAGACUACACUUGGAAGGAGGACACUCGAAAAGUCUCCCAUGAGCUCAGCCAGAUCUGUGAGGAGGCAUUCAAUGGAAGCUCUGUUACAACCAUUCGCACUACGAGCGGUGGCUCUGGAUACGAAACACCGGCAACUCCAGUGUCAAUGGCAAGCCCUGAGCAAGUUCCAGCCGCCUCAGGAAUUCCAGUGUUUAACACUUCCCAGGAGUCAUCCCGGUCUUCCAAUAUCAAGGUGCUUACCGAGACACGUCAGAAGUUCGUUGAGCGCAGCCGGGGCCAAAAUGAUAAUGUUCGUGCCUACCUUUCUGGUGUCAUCUCUCAUCUCGAUCGCUUGAUUGAAUACGACCAGGCCCAGGAUGGUACACGGAGAGAGUCGGAUGUAGCAUCUUCCCAAGAUCCUUUCGUCACUUCGUUGAACGAGGCCUUGCUCCCUGUUAUCAAGGAGGAUCGGGCAAGUCCUGUUCGCGCGCCCAGUGAGAAAAGCCCUCGACGCAAGCCAAAGCAACGGAACCCGCUCGCUCCAUCUCAGGGGGGCGAUGCUAUGGCAACCAUUCGAAUGGUCCCCCACAGCUCACUCUCCUGCAUGGACGAAGUUAAACCUCUAACCAUUAGGAAGAAGAACUCCAGUAAAUUUGCUUCGUUGGAUGUUCAUGAAUUCGCUAUGAGUGACUCCCCGGGCCGCGAUCAGGGCUUUUCCAUUCGGCCUCGACAUGCUGGUCAAUCUACUGGGCUGGAUCCCAUCGAAGAAGUUCCUCUGUCCCCCAAGAAGACAACAGCCCGGGGUCCCGAUGCGAAGAAAUGGUCAUGGUUCAAAUAUCGCCCUCAGGGCCCAGAUAAUCCUCCUGCUCUCCCCCCCAAGGACAGCCACCUCAUUAUUCCCAGUGGAGCCACCACUGUGCACACCCCAAUUACCAUCCAGCCCGCUUUGCCUCCAAAAGCCGAGAAUACCGAGCGAGUCGCAAGGCGAAAAGCAUCUGUAGAUCGCUUUGGGGGUGGCUUUUUCAAGAAACUUCUAACAAAAAAGUCCAACCAGAAUAUGCAAGAACUUCCUGUUGACAAGGAGAAAGGCAUGGAAACCAUGCCAACCAAGGAUAACCGUCACUCUUCUCUGAUGUGCAAGGGACUUGCCGACACCGACAGUUCCAUUGAAGCCGAUGAUUCGCCAAACCCACCCCGCAACAAGCGCCGCUCGAUUGCGAAUCACAACUGGUUUGCGCGGGUUUUCCAAAUUAAGCCCGCUACACAUGUCAUUGCGUUGAGCACAUCAAAGUCCAAGGCACGCAAGGAACUUUACAAGCUCCUUCGCGAGUGGCGGGACUUCGGCAUGGAGGAUGUGUACCUCGAUAGGGCCAACAGCAUCGUUCACGGUCGUAUCAGCGAAGCAAAUGUCCUCCAUCUCCGAGAGGUUGAGUUCACUGCUGAAUUCUACACUGUCCUUGAGCACGGCGACCCAGCCAACCUCAGCUUGGUCCGCUUCAAACAGGAGCGUGGUGCCGCCUCGUCUUUCAACAAGGUCGUUGAGACUGUGCAGAGCACCCUCAUGCGCCGUGGCAUGGUUGUUGAGGACCCAUAUCGUGCAAAGGAGAUGUCGCGCAUUCUCGACUCUGUUCCCAACCGCAAACGGGUUAUUUCAUGA
Messenger RNA from Penicillium robsamsonii, 3762 nucleotides. RefSeq names its product serine/threonine-protein kinase. Lineage: Eukaryota; Fungi; Ascomycota; Eurotiomycetes; Eurotiales; Aspergillaceae. Gene Ontology annotation, molecular function: ATP binding; protein serine/threonine kinase activity. The transcript has 5 exons. Gene Ontology annotation, cellular component: cytoplasm. The record is from RefSeq and is a predicted model, not a curated record. Gene Ontology annotation, biological process: intracellular signal transduction; protein phosphorylation. Bases 1 to 3762 code for a protein of 1253 amino acids.